AUGAGCAAAGACCUGCACACUACGGACCUGAACGUGCCACAGACAUACUUCCGUCGUUCGCAUGGGAACCUGGUCCGGCUGUACCACGACGCCGAGUGUCUUGAGGGCCAGUUCGAAGAUAUCGAGACGGAGCUGGGUCCUUUCCACGCGCACUCCACGUGGAACGACAUUAGCGAGGCACUCGAGAAUGCGCAGCACUUCAUCUUCGUCGCCGGCUGGUCAGUUAACCCCUCCAUUUCGCUAACACGGUCCCACAAACCCGUUGAACGGUCGCCGCUCGGCCGCAAGGCAGCCUCGGCCGUAGAACGCAAUGGCGGGGGAGAACGCUCUGGAGGGGUAGAGCGAUCCGGAGAGAGGUCCCGAGGCAACUCCCGACAGAAGUCAGGAGAGAAGUCCGACAAGGCGAGAAUGGACAAGGCGGGGAUGACCAAGCCGGGUAUGGACAAGCCGGGUAUGGACAAGCCGGGUAUGGACAAGCCGGGUAUGGAUAGGCUGGGUAUGGACAGGCCGGGCGCAGAUGUAGACAAUUCUGCGGUGGAGAACGCAGCGGCGAGUUGCUAUACGACGGACCGAAGUGCUAGUGUUUCGGCUUCAAGUCCGGCCUUACCGGGACACAGUCCCAUUCUGUCGCGGGAGAAGGGGGCGGAGAACGAGCAGCCGAAUGGGAACGAUAUGCCUCGGAGUGCGGGCGAUAUGCCGCGAAGUGCUAACGGGAAGAGUGAGCAGGUGAAUGGUGGCGAGAAGGGGGAUCGGUUGCUGAGUCCAGAGGUGCGUUCUGGACGGAGUAGGGAGACGAUUGGGGAAUUGUUGAAGAGACGUGCGGAAGAGGGGUUGAGCGUCUGCGUUGUCGUUUGGGAUGACAUUACGUCUCGAGAGGGAGUGAGUUGGUUGAAGGAUGGUUUAAUGGCGACGUAUGAUGAGUACACACGUGAGUAUUUUCGAGACACGAAGGUGGAGGUGGCUGUAGUGAAGAGGAUUGCGGGCGACGACCUGGGUGAGGUUAGCGACUUGCUUAAGUGGACCAGUUUUACACAUCACCAGAAAAUCGUGGUCUACGACUCGGAAAACCCGCUAGACCGCGGUAGUCCACGACGGGUCGUGGGGGCAUUCGUAGGCGGCCUGGAUCUUACAUCUGGUCGGUAUGACACGGCCGCACACAGCCCCUUCUCUAGUCUUAAGACAGCUCAUCGCAAUGACUUUUAUAACGGCUGUCUCGUGGAAGCCACGGCCGAAACUGGCCCCCGUGAACCCUGGCAUGAUAUACACGCCCGCAUACUAGGACCCGCGGCCUGGGACGUCCUGCAAACAUAUAUCGAACGCGUCAGCAAACAGGCACCCCGUAUGGUUCAUGCAACUAGCUUAAAAGUCGCCGAACUCAGGGACAACCACCUACUCAAAGAUGGCAAGAAGGUACUGAUACACCCAGACCACCCAGCCGCCUGGGACGUCCAGGUCUUCCGAUCACUAGACAGCGAAGCGGCCCUCUUUGAGAAUAGCAUGUGGACAGCUAAAUUCGGGAAUAACACACACUUCGUAGACAGAGGCAUUCAACAAGCCUACUCAUACCUAAUUAAAAAGGCACAACAUUAUAUUUACAUUGAGAACCAAUAUUUUCUCGGUUCGUGCCAGUACUGGCGUCAGCAUGACGACGUGCCAUGCCGUAAUUUGGUCCCGUGGAUGCUGGCUGACCGUAUUUGUGAAUCGAUAGCGUGUGAUCGGGAGUUUUGUGUGUACGUUCUGAUUCCGUUAUUUCCGGAGGGAGCACCGAGUAGUGUGAGUGUGCAGGAGAUUUUGCAUUGGCAGUUCCAGACGAUGCGUAUGAUGUACAAGAAGGUCGCGACAACGUUGGAGGAGUAUGGUAAAACGGACUGCCAUCCAACCGAUUAUCUCAGUUUCUUUUUUGCGGGUGUCCGGGAGCCGGAUGCAAAGCUGUCUACAACUCGUACGAGUUUACCAACGGACGUCGCGACGGCGUUGGCGACCAAGAGACAUCCUAUCUACAUCCAUUCCAAGCUGAUGAUGAUAGAUGACGAGUACAUUUUGUUAGGGUCUGCAAACAUUAAUGAGCGGUCCCUCAAUGGCAGUAGGGAUACCGAGAUCGCAGUGGGCUGCAUACAGCCUCACUUCAGAGCGGUCGAAGAUGAGAAUGGACAUGUGCAGUAUCCCAACGGUGCGGUCCGUGCCUUCCGACUUCAACUCUGGCACGAACAUCUUGACGUCCUCGAACCUGAGUACCGAGAAUGUCCCCACUCCAGCAAGUGCAUGAGACUUGUCAGAGGCCGCGCACUCCAAAACUGGCUCGCAUAUAUCAACCCGCAAAUGUGCGCCUUACCCUACGGCCACCUCUGCCCAUACCCCCUCAUGGUUGCGCAGGAUGGCGAAGUAGAGUCGCUAAGAGAACAUCCCAACAUCCCCGGAUGGAAUGCAAGCGUCUGUGGAUCAAGAAGCGCCCUUUUACCCAGCAGUCUCACAACAUAA
Molecule: messenger RNA, 2478 nt
Organism: Gregarina niphandrodes
Lineage: Eukaryota; Apicomplexa; Conoidasida; Eugregarinorida; Gregarinidae
Product: phospholipase D
Exons: 2
Coding region: 1-2478 (825 amino acids)
Biological process (GO): phospholipid catabolic process
Cellular component (GO): plasma membrane
Molecular function (GO): D-type glycerophospholipase activity
Source: RefSeq, a predicted model, not a curated record